GCAAGGGAGGAGAUGGCUACUUACAAGGUUGCCGAUGUCCUCGAAACCGCGGCCUCGCCUGGCCCGGCUGGAAUGUGCUGAGAUUAAAUCAGGCUCGCUGUCUUUCAUCUGCCAUCAUGAAGCCCAUGUCUCACUUCAUCACGUCUCAUCUUGCCUGUCGGCAAUGCGGUCUAGAAUGGGGACGGGCGAUAAUCAGGUUAUUCGCACUCCAUGGCUCCCCAUGAUCUCCUUCCACGGCCCUCUACGAUCGCACCAAUAUGAGUGAUAGCGACUCGGCAAAAUAGCUUCACGAAUGUGUGCGGCCUUAUUUCAUGUCAAGUCGGCGGUAGCUGUUGAAUUGCUGUGCCCUAGAGAAUUAUGCCGUUCCUUCCACGAACCAUUUUUUAUUAUACGUGGUCAAUCAUUGUCACCAUACAAUGUUCUUAUCUUGGCUCACUCGGCAUGACAAGUCACUUCAGGUGAGCCGAGACAAAUCGACCGGGCCGGCGAACUGCCACCCUGCCGAUCAAAAAUCGGACUUGGACGGAACAUGAAGUACCCGUGUAAAAAUCAUUGGGAAUUUAUCUGCCUACCAAAGCCUCUACAUAUAACCAAAAUGGUCAAUGGCGCUGAAACGCCUGCAGCAGACAAGUACCCUUUCUUCACUUGCGGAGACAUCAAGCUAUGCGCCCAGAGCGUUCAAGAGACUGCAUUACCUACUGGCUAGACACAGAGUCGCCUGCUCUAAGUUUAGCAUUGCUCAUAAUGCGGCCUGUCUAUUCUUAUUCUGCUGUCUGACAAUCUUUGCUUUGCCGUCGACCCACAAACUAUCACCUGGUUAUCCUCAUCAAUAAUAUAUGUAGUGAGCAGAGUCAAGUCUUGAUGGAAAGACGAGGCCGCUGUUGCAUUUUGUCGUUGCUUCAGUAAUCACCCCUUCGACCGACCUGCCACCGUACAAGAUGCCAAAUCGGGAUGCACGACGAAAUCCCAUCAAGCAUCCUUGGCCUAGAACUAUAGCCAUUGUUACCAUCUUGAACGGAUAUCGACCUGUCCGGCACAAGCUCUCCUGUUUAGGCAGGCUGGCUGGUGAGGCAUCGAGCAAUAAACGGGCCUAUCAUCUUCACCGUUUGGCUGUCAACGUGGAAAAGUUCCAUGCCCCUGUCGAAUCCGUUUGCCGCCAGCACUGGCCAAACCUCUUAAAGUCAUCCGGCAUUAUUGGGCUGAACGCACACAACAGAUCUAAUCACCUAGUCUAAUUAGCAUUCAACGGUCAGAUUAAACGAUUGAGACACGAACUUGAUCAGACGGCCUGAGACUUCGAGGCUCAGACUCUCGACAUUUUGACGUUCCGGCCGUCACCGCCUCAAAAGCCAAGUUCUGUCAUGUCCAGUUGUGAACAAUCGCAAGGCAUUGAAACAAAACCAACACGGCACUCAACCUGAGCCGUAAUAGCAAAUCAGUAUCUUGUUACGCUCGUCAGAAAGCAACACAAGCCAACACGAAGGGAAUAGGCUUUCCGGGCACAUAAAGAUAGCCAUAUGUUCGCUUUGAGGCUCUUCCAGAAUUUGCAGGUUUCCAAGUCUGUUCCUGUCUGUGCCUGACUUUGCUUGUUCCUGGUUCCUGACCGAUCACGCCACUACUGCAGCUGAACAAACAACUUCCAACCUAGGUAGAUAACUCCACCUUGGACCUGGCCCACCUCCGCUUCUUGUGUCGGUACCAUAGGCGCUAGCUGGAUAGUGAACAUUUUCUUGAUACAGACCGCUCUAUCGUCUCGUACAGGAGACUCAGUGAAUGGACAAUGGUGUUUGGGGUUCACCACUGAUAUACUCACUCGACAUAUGAUUCAGGGCCCCUUUACUUGGCGCAAUCCAUCUCAUUCGUGACGACACAGUUAUCUAUGUCUUACAUGCAGAGCAUAGAAUGAGUAUCGCGAUCGCGAUGGUAUUGCAUAUGGCAUAUCUCACAAAAGCCAGACAACAGAAAAGGAAAACGAAACAAACCGCCAGAAGUCCAAGCGUUCGCUUAACCCGAGUGAGCCGUGGCCUCCGAGAAGCCAAGCGAAACCAUACCGUGAUUAACGGGCGGGAAGAGCCUAUCAGCGGGACGGCACACAGUCAGAUCUUGUGGUUAGUCUUUCCCUCCCUUUCUCUCUGGCCGUGAUCCUCUGAGACUAACCCUCUUCUGUCCGGUGCCGGUCUCAGAGGGUGAUUCUUCCCUCUAGCGCAACACCUUUUUUUGACGAGUCCGACUUAUCACCGGGCAAUUAAUUAAUUGAUCGGCUUCGCUUUCUCCCGCAACUCAAUUCUCCAAGCUUUGGCCAACUGCUUGCCAUCCAAUUCUCAGAGAGAGCAUCAAUUGCAUAUUGAGUCAGUCAGUCAGUCGAAAGCGACGUCAAGCAACCUUGAAGGUGCAUUGCACCCAACUGUCGACCAAAUACACCUGUCGCUGUUACGGAGUGUGUUGCCUCAUGACCUGAGAGGCUGAGCAAUGCCACUCACUUGCUGGCCGGUAUCAAGAUCGGACGCUUGGGGGGGCUUUAUGAUGAACCAUUACACCUUUAGACCCCUGUCCAUGUCCAUGUAAAGUGUGGAGAGCACAGACAGGGGUUCGCCUGGUUCAGGUCUGAGGGGUGCUGGUGAGCUUCUUUCCAUUGAAAGCUCCUACAGCAUACACCGCUUCUUCAGAAAUAGAUCUAGAGGCAGGACGAGCCCCAGUUGCUUCAGCGCGUUCGUCAGCUUGACAACCACCUGCGGACACUACUUAUGUAAAAAUGAACAGGCAAGCAUAUCGUACUGAGGUUUCGAUGAGACUAUCACCACCGUAAUACAGCUUUGAUGGAUUACGGAGCUCCUGCCAAGUCUCUCAUCCCAUAUCCCCCGAACCAUUACCACCAUGAGUUGGUUCUCUGCUGCCGUUCAGCUGGGCAUUGGCCUGUAUUGUAUGUACGGAGUACAGUAAACCCGUCCAAACAAAAAAAAAAAAAAAAAAAAAAAAAUGGGAGAAAAAAGGUGGUGGGCGACUGAGACCAUCGGUAGGCCAGAAGAGCACACCUUAACUGAAGUGGGCUGAAGAGCCAGCCACGCCCAGCCCUUUCUCACCUACCUGAUCGCAGUUCUGCUGCAAGGCACGAGCGCUCCUGAUCAUGGCAAAGUCUGUGAGGGGUAGUCUAAGUCUCUAAGAGAUGGGCAUACCUUCAAGAUUGAGGUCCAGGGUCGGCCGCUGGUUGGUCGGAUUCGACACCUAUUAGUGUUAUCCUCUGUCGCAACUUGGGCGGGGCCGGAAGAAUUUCUCAAUACAAAGUCCGCAUCUUCUGCCUCUCUGCCUCCUUGUCGUGCCAUUCGUCGUGGCCCUUUCCUCUAAUAUCAUGACGACACCAUCAGGAAAUGACUUGCAGUAGUACAAAGCUCAAGGGCCUCGGGACAGCAAUCACCCGAUCUUAUCUUUCCGUUGGUCCACGUGCGGCACGAGGCUGAGCCCGUGACAGGAUCGAGCGGGUGAGUUUGAUUACCAUGUAGUUAGUACUCCGUACGCAAGUUCAACAUCAAGUAGAAUCAUUAUGAGUGGACAGAUGGAUUUGAUAUCAAAAUGUAGGGUUGCAAUUCCCAUCAGAAUAUAUUGGAUGGAACGGUAGACGGGUCAUCUCGGUAGCUCAUCUCCCCGUCCGUCUUCGUUCCGUUGGUACAUAACUGGACGACGACCUUGGCAUCCUUAUUAUCUAUGCUAUACAUACAUAGCGGCUGUCGUGGGUAUAUAUUGAACUUGGUGUUCCCUGUCUUUCAUAUCUCACGACAUGGAAAUAACGCAACAAACCACGGUAAAGCGAUGGCCGGACUUCAAUUAAUGCUAUGUUAGUAUGAAUAUACAUAUGUUUGUAUGUACAUACAAGGGACAUACAUGACUGCAUCUUCCAGGGUCCUGCAGCUGAUGCUACCACACCUACAUACUCCGUACAUACAUCUCCAUUACAGUAAUACCAGGCAAGGGAUAUAGCCGACGAUACACAGCCGAGAGCACAUCAGCGUCAUUGCAAACCCACCCUGUGUGUGUGUGUUUCUCCUCCCCCGCCGUUUCAAACGCUAGGUUACUCCACCAUGAGAUUACAUCGUGAACGGGUCCAGACGAGACACGAGAUGGUUCUUGGUCAGGUCGGCUUUUACUAAUGUAUGUACGGUGAUCCUUCGCUUCAUCAACCUUCAGAUAAUCACUGAUUUCUAAUCUGCCCUCGACCGACGAUCCUCUUGAUACUCACGGAAGUCUCGGAUUCAAUGAGCAACGGACCCAGUGGCAGAUGAUACUUGGCAAGCCAACAACGUAUUUCAAGUGUGUGUGUGUGUGUGUGUGUGUGUAGUCUUGCAUGUAACGAACAUAUCUUGAUACACACAAACCAUGGCAUGAGUCGUGUGUUCAAGAAAGAAAGAAAGACUGCCGGCGGUACAGAGUAUGCUGCUGUACUGUACUGUCUCUGCAAAAGAUAAAAAAGACGAAUUCAAAUGCCUAUUCCAUGGCUGUGGCUGGUCUUGGCUUUUGCACGGUUGUGAGGCUGCGGCAAGCUAAACUAAGUUGGCAGGGUUCGUCGCAGGCAUCAUCCCUGCUCAAGGUGAUGAGAUGAGUCCGUCAAGAAUGUGUGGUUUAUACAUAUUUUCGGAGGCUUCUGAGAAUUUCGAUGCUUCUCAUUGUUCAAUGGAUCAUAACGGCUUUCAUUUCGAUCGUUGAGCUCUCUCCAAGAUGCAAACUCUGCAAGCACCGGAGUGGACUGCACUGCAUUGGCUUGUGUGUUUGUUGGCCAGUUCUCCACCAAUAUUUCGUUCACGGUGGCUAACUCGAGACUUGCAACUCUACUGCAGUCAAGAGGUCACGCAAGUACACCAAGGACAGACCGUUCAGGUGUCAACUCCUCCACGGGUGUCUGUCUCUUGUGUGGAAAGGGGCCCGUUUCUCCUUGCCACAAAAAGGGCUGACUCGCAUUCACGUAUCAUCUCACGGUCCAAUCCAGCAGAGACACAAAACAAUAUACCCACCGUGAAGUUGAGAGUUGUCAUUCUAUGGACCACUGCUUCUUUACCGUUACGGCCCUACUUAACCGAGUCUCUGCUACAAGACGAUGCGGCUCUUCAACAGCCCCAGCCGGGCACGAGGCACAAAAAAGACAGACAGUUCACCGGCUUAUGUGAUUAUGCAGGGAUCAUUGGACAAAUAGCAGCUGCAGAAGCCAUGAACAAGCCGUGUGCGGUGCCAGCAGAUCGUAUGUAGGAUGGCACAAACCUUGAUCGUCCUGUUAUUUCGCAUCCCAAGGCCGUGGUCAAGGUUCUUGCUUCCAUACGUUUGACGUCUUCUAGGGCUGACGCAGGGUAGAAGGCCUCAAAAGUUGGCCACAGCUGCUUGAAGGCAAUCUGUUGGUCUAUCGCCGUUCCUGAGCCGGUUCCUGGAACACAACCUAACAAGUGAGGGUCGCAAAAGUUGGCCGCAUGAAACGUGUCAUGCGAGUUCAUCCUCUUCGCGUUUCGUUUCGUUUUGUUCCGUUUUCUUUCAGUAAAUGCCACUCUUUUGUUUUUUCUUACGACUGACUAUUGACAGCCGAGUUUUGCCAGGUCAGGUCAUGCCAUGUCGUUGCUGACAGCCUGCUGCGAGCCCAACACUACCAUGACCUCAUGUGUGGCUGAUUAGUUCUCACCCAUCUUGAGCCUUUUGUGUUUCAUAUGGUUGGUUGUACAUCCAUCACGAUAUUGACUGUUUGAUAUUACAAUGCUAUCGCCGUGUAGGGUUGUAUUCUACUUCAUGCUGCAUAAAACAGACCAUGCCAAUUCUGGGGUCACUAUAUUACAUCUUUGUUUGCCUCAUAAGCCACCAACGAUGUGCACCACGUACUCUUACUCAUGCUUCGGCUAUGGGGCUCAAUCCGAGUAUAGGGUAAUCAUCGCUUGAUAUCACCCACAUCCACGGUCUUUCUUCUCUAUAAAGAUCAGAGUGAAAAUUGUGUCAUGUCACAUUGUGUUACAGUACGUUAGACGCCACUUGAUCUAGGAUUGUUCGAAGCCCGCAAUUAUUCGGAGGCGUUAAUCUGAUUCCUGUUACAUAUAAUUCCUUGUACAACUGAUCAUUGCUUGUUUUGUUUAGUGAUGAAUGACUCGUCAAGCCACGCACAAACGAUCUUCCUCCCCUUCCCCAGGCUAUUCCCGAGAGUAGUUCAAGCCACAAACCUGCAACGCCAUGAAUAAAUGUCGUCAAGCUUUAUACUUGUGUUUCAAGAGUCAAUGCUGGAUACAGUAGUAGUAAGAGGCGGUGAGUCCACUCCUUUCAAGGGUUGAUUCAUAUUCUUAAUGCAAGGUACCUAGGGUAGAUAACUCCAAAGGACAGAGCAAUUGUUUUCACAGUCAGGAACCACAGUGAAGCUUCAGGUGCAUUCUAUACAUAUGAUAACUAUCACCUCUUCCUUCAAUCUUCC
Molecule: messenger RNA, 6424 nt
Organism: Fusarium verticillioides 7600
Lineage: Eukaryota; Fungi; Ascomycota; Sordariomycetes; Hypocreales; Nectriaceae
Exons: 2
Coding region: 4708-5232 (174 amino acids)
Source: RefSeq, a predicted model, not a curated record